Molecule: messenger RNA, 3588 nt
Organism: Phytophthora sojae
Lineage: Eukaryota; Oomycota; Peronosporomycetes; Peronosporales; Peronosporaceae
Product: putative methyltetrahydrofolate-homocysteine S-methyltransferase
Exons: 3
Coding region: 1-3588 (1195 amino acids)
Biological process (GO): pteridine-containing compound metabolic process
Molecular function (GO): methionine synthase activity; cobalamin binding; zinc ion binding
Source: RefSeq, a predicted model, not a curated record
AUGAGGAGCGACGUGACCGCGGCGGAAGUGGCGUUGCUGCAGCGGCCGUUCGUGCGCGGCGAGAGCGACAUCUUCGCGUACCUGACGGCGCUCAUGAAGCAGCGCACGCUCAUCUUCGACGGCGGCAUGGGCACCAUGAUCCAGACGCACAAGUUCACGGAGGAGGACUUCCGCGGCGAGCGCUUCCAGGACUCACCGUGCCUCGUCAAGGGCAACAACGACCUGCUGUCCAUCACGCAGCCGCAGGUCAUCAAGGACAUCCACAAGCAGUACAUGCAGAUCGGCCGAGCGCAGCUCAUCGGCACCAACACCUUCUCGGGCACGACCAUCGCCCAGGCCGACUACCAGAUGGAGCACCUGGUCUACGAGCUCAACUACGAGUCCGCCAGGCUCGCGCGCGAGGCCGCGGACGAGGUCACGGCGCUGGACCCGCUGCGCCCGCGCUUCGUGGCCGGCUCCAUCGGCCCCACGAACCGCACGCUGUCCAUCUCCCCCAACGUGGAGGACCCGGGCUUCCGCAACGUCACGUUCGACGAGCUCGUGGACGCGUACUACACGCAGGUGGAAGGUCUGGUGGACGGUGGCAGCGACAUCCUCCUGGUGGAGACCAUCUUCGACACGCUGAACGCCAAGGCUGCCGUUUUCGCCAUCAACAAGUACCAGGAGGCCACGGGCAAGAAGCUGCCGCUGUUCAUCUCCGGUACUAUCGUGGACAUGAGUGGACGCACGCUGUCGGGCCAGACCACCGAGGCGUUUUACGUCAGUCUGCGCCACUCAAAGCCCUUCUGCAUCGGGUUGAACUGCGCGCUGGGCGCCAACCAGAUGAAGCCGUUCCUGCAGCGUCUGUCGAACGUGGCCGAGUGCUUCGUGUCUGUCUACGCAAACGCCGGUCUGCCGAACGCCAUGGGUGGCUACGAUGACACCCCCGCUAUGAUGGCCGAGUACUGCGAGGAGUUCUCCAAGGACCGCCUGAUCAACAUGAUGGGCGGAUGCUGCGGCACGACGCCCCAGCACAUUGAGGCUAUUGCCAUCAUGGCUGCCAAGUACGAGCCGCGCCCGCUCCCUGAGCUCAAGGAGCCGUUCAUGUGGCUCUCGGGUCUCGAGGACAUGAUUGUGACCAAGGAGCGCUUCAGCUUCUUGAACGUCGGUGAGCGAUGCAAUAUCUCCGGCUCGCUGCGUUUCAAGCGCCUCAUCAUGAAGGGCGACUACGGUACAGCCAUGGACGUCGCGCGGCAGCAGGUGGAGGACGGCGCGAUGGUCAUCGAUGUGAACGUCGACGACGGUAUGCUCGACGGUGUGGCAGCCAUGGAGCGGUUCCUGAAGAUCGCUGUGACGGAGCCCGAUGUUGCCAAGGUUCCAUUCAUGGUCGACUCGUCCAAGUUCCACAUUGUGGAGGCCGGUCUUAAGUGUGUCCAGGGCAAGUGCAUUGUGAACAGUAUCUCGCUCAAGGUCGGCAAGGAGCUGUUCAUGGAGCACGCGCGCAUCGUCAAGAGCCACGGUGCCGCCGUGGUGGUUAUGGCCUUCGACGAGGAGGGCCAGGCAGCCACUGAAGCCGAGAAGGUGCGCAUUUGCAAGCGCUCGUACGAUAUUUUGGUGAACGAGGUGGGCUUCCCGCCGGAAGACAUCAUCUUCGACCCCAACAUUCUGACGGUCGCUACGGGUAUGGAGGAGCACAACAACUACGGUGUGGACUUCAUCAACGCUUGCCGAGUCAUCAAGGAGCAGAACCCCUACUGUGGCGGUGCUGUGGCCGGCGGUGGCAACAAACAGGAGUGGCGUACCAAGCCUAUCGGGGAGAGGCUUACGCACGCGCUUGUGAAGGGCAUUUCGGAGUUCAUUGACCAGGAUGUGGAGGAAAUGCGCAAGGUUGCUGAGAAGCCCCUUGAUGUGAUCGAAGGCCCGCUCAUGGACGGCAUGAACGUCGUGGGCCAGCUUUUCGGAUCGGGCAAGAUGUUCUUGCCGCAGGUCAUCAAGUCUGCGCGUGUCAUGAAGAAGGCCGUGGCCUACUUGCUUCCGUUCAUGGAGGAAGAGAAGAACCAGCGCCGGCUUGCGAACACGGCCAACGGUAUCGCGAACGAAGAAGAGGACGAGGACUCGCAGUACGCUGGCAAGGUGCUGAUUGCUACCGUGAAGGGCGAUGUCCACGAUAUCGGCAAAAACAUUGUGGGUGUGGUGCUUGGCUGCAACAACUACAAGAUCAUCGACCUGGGUGUCAUGGUCCCGUGUGAGGACAUCCUGGCUGCGGCUAAGGAGCACAACGUCGAUGUGAUCGGACUGUCGGGUCUAAUCACGCCCUCUCUGGAUGAGAUGGUGUACGUUGCGCGCGAGAUGAACAAGGCCGGUCUGAAGAUCCCUCUGAUUGUUGGUGGCGCUACGACCUCGAAGAUGCACGCAGCAGUAAAGAUCGCCCCGCACUACUCGACCCCCGAGCACCCCGUGAUGCACGUGCUGGAUGCUUCUCGCAGUGUUGUUGUGGUCGGCAACUUGCUUCGUCAGGACGAGGAGCGCGAUGAGUUUGUUGAGGAGGUCAUGGAGGAGUACGAAGAGAUGCGCGAGGACUACUACGCGUCUCUGGAUGACAUCAAGCUGAUUAGCUUCGGAGAUGCCAAGGCCAAGAGCUACCAGAUCGACUACGUGGCCAAGCCUCCCUUCGAGAAGAUUAACCGCGUGGGUCUGCACGUCAUCGAGGACCUGCCUCUCGAGGAUUUGGUGCCGUUCAUCGACUGGAACCCGUUCUUCCAGACCUGGGAGCUGCGCGGUCGCUACCCGAACCGUGGAUACCCGAAGAUUUUCGACGAUGAGACGGUUGGUGCCGAGGCUCGCAAGGUGUUCGACGAGGCGCAGAAGCUGCUGCAGGAGAUCAUGGACAAGAAGCUGCUUCGUGUGCGCGGUGUGUCGGGUAUCUUCCCCGCGUACCGCGAGGGCGAGGACGUGAUCGUGUGCGACCCGAAGAACCCGGAGCAGGAGAUCUCCAAGUUCUGCAUGCUGCGCCAGCAGGCCGAGAAGGAGACGAGCGACCCGUACAUGUCGUUGGCCGACUUCAUCGCGCCCAAGGGUGUCGGCGGCCAGGACUACGUCGGUGGCUUCGCUGUCGGUGUGUUCGGCGUGGAGGAGAUGGCCGCCAAGUUCGAGGCCGACCACGACGACUUCAACAAGAUUAUGUCCCAGGCCAUUGGGGACCGUCUGGCCGAGGCGUUCGCCGAGUACAUCCACCGCGAGAUGCGUGUCAAGGACUGGGGCUACGCGGCCGACGAGGUGCUGGACAAGGAGGACCUGCUGAAGGUCAAGUACGACGGCAUCCGUCCUGCCCCGGGCUACCCGUCGCAGCCCGACCACACGGAGAAGCGCGCGCUGUGGGACCUGCUCAGGGCGGACGAGUUGAUCGGCCUGAGCCUUACGGACAGCUACAUGAUGCUGCCCGGCUCGGCCGUCAGCGCGCUGUGCUUCGCGCACCCGGACUCGCAGUACUUCGCCGUGGGCAAGAUCGGCAAGGAUCAGGUCGUCGAGUACGCCAAGCGCAAGGGCCAGACGCUCGAGGAGACGGAGCGCUGGCUGGCGCCGAUCCUCGGCUACGACCGCUCGGCCUAA